CCUUUCUCUCUGUUUCCUGCGCACAUUGCCACGUUAUUAGCGGCAGACACAAAAUUCAAGCGACACUUCAGACUGUUAAAGGUGAAAGAAUACCCAACGCGCUAACAGUCUCUCCGGUUUCCAUCACGGUUUCAUUAUUAGCUGGCACGUUUGGAGGUGAUCCGAGAUGCUGAAGUUGUUGGUUGUGUGCGCACUGGCCGCUAUGAUAACGGCUGAUAUCACCGAGGAGGAGGACGUGCUUGUACUGAAGAAAAGUAACUUCGAGGAGGCGCUCAAAACUUACCCAAAUAUCCUUGUUGAGUUUUAUGCGCCAUGGUGUGGGCACUGCAAGGCCCUGGUUCCUGAAUAUGCCAAAGCGGCUGGUAUGCUGAAAGCUGAAGGCUCUGACAUCAGACUAGCUAAGGUAGAUGCCACGGAGGAAGCGGAGCUCGCUCAAGAGUUCGGUGUUCGUGGAUAUCCCACCAUCAAGUUCUUUAAGGGAGGAGAGAAGGACAACCCCAAGGAGUAUUCUGCUGGUCGACAGGCUGAUGACAUUGUCAACUGGCUGAAAAAACGAACUGGCCCCGCAGCCACUACUUUGAGUGAUGUGACGCAGACAGAGUCUCUUAUUGCUGAUAAUGAGGUUGCAGUUAUUGGGUUCUUUAAGGAUGUUGAAUCAGAAGAUGCCAAGGCCUUCGUUAAAACCGCAGAGUCUGUGGAUGACGUACCCUUUGGCAUCACCUCUGAUGAUGCAGUCUUUUCAAAGUUUGAAGUUGCCAAGGAUGGUGUUGUGCUUUUUAAGAAGUUUGAUGAGGGUCGGAAUACUUUUGAUGGAGAGAUCAGCAAAGAAAAUCUGCUGCCCUUCAUCAAGGCCAACCAGCUUCCCCUGGUCAUUGAGUUCACGGAGCAGACUGCCCCAAAAAUCUUUGGAGGUGAAAUCAAAUCCCACAUCCUAAUGUUUGUACCUAAAACAGCCAAAGACUUCCAGGACAAGAUGGACCAAUUUAAGAAAGCAGCAGAGGGCUUCAAAGGCAAAAUUCUCUUCAUCUUUAUUGACAGUGAUGUGGAUGAUAACCAGCGAAUUCUUGAGUUCUUUGGUCUUAAGAAGGAAGAGUGCCCAGCCAUCCGCCUCAUCACCCUUGAGGAAGAGAUGACCAAAUACAGACCAGAAACCUCAGAAAUCACAGCAGAGAACAUUAUCACCUUCUGUACAGCCUUCACAGAGGGGAAACUAAAGCCUCAUCUGAUGAGUCAGGACAUUCCUGAAGACUGGGAUAAGAACCCUGUCAAGGUCUUGGUUGGCAAAAACUUUGAAGAGGUUGCCUUCAACCCUGCCAAUAAUGUCUUUAUAGAGUUUUAUGCCCCAUGGUGUGGUCACUGUAAGCAGCUGGCCCCCAUCUGGGAUCAAUUGGGUGAGAAAUUCAAAGACAACGCAAACACCGUUGUGGCCAAGAUGGACUCCACAGCCAAUGAGAUUGAAUCUGUCAAAGUGCAUAGCUUCCCCACGCUAAAGUUCUUCCCUGCUGGCGAUGACCGUAAGGUAAUUGAUUACAAUGGUGAGAGAACACUAGAUGGAUUCACAAAGUUUUUGGAGAGUGGAGGAAAAGAAGGUGGAGCACCAGCUGGAGAUGAGGAUGAAGAAUCAGAUGAUCUUGAUCUGGAUGAUGCAGAGGAGGAUGAUUCUGAUGUGGAAGAGGGACACGAUGAGUUAUAAGAGUCAGGAGGAAAAGGCGAGACAAAACCCUUCACCACCACCACCUCCACUUUAAACCUCCCUGUCUGUGAACACUAAAGCUUUUCCUAACUAAUCGUACAGCCACUGGGCGUUACAGGGUCCUUUGUCAGCCAGUACUGUCAUUACCACCCUGGCCAACCAUCUGCAGCCCAGAGAAGUGUCUCUCUACCCACAACAAUGAUCUCUUUGAAGUGUUUUAUUUUACAGGGAUUUCUGGCAUUAAACUAUCUAGUUUUUAGGUUCAAUUGUAAUGGUAAUCUGUUUAACUUUUUCUGUCCCCCAACUCCAUUUAUGAUCCUGGGACUAUGAUUUUGCAGCUUAAUACUAGUAAUACUCUACCCAUGAAGGAGGGGGGAGGCUAGUUAUUCUGCCUUGAUUCUGUUAUUUGAAUGAAAGGACAUUUCAGGGCAGAGGGGCUGUAUGUUGAUGUUCAUGGGGUGGAAAUACAAUUAUUAUAAUGGGCUGCCAUUACAGUGCAUGCAGAACUUAGCUGAGAACAAACUAAGGUACCUUCCCUGUUCCUUUACUGUCAAACCACAUUGUCAUUUUCUAUAUUUUUCAAAAUCUUUAACACCUGCUACUGAAUUAUUUUAAAAAAUGUAAAAGUGGAGAACUUGUUUUAUUUAAUUUUAUAUUUCAAUGAUUUUCAUUUUUAUAACCUUGCAUACUGAAGGGCCCAGAAACAGCACUUUUUUUUCUUUUUUCUUUUUUUUAAACCUGGGGCAGAGUUGGCCCUCUCAGCUUUCUGGUCAUCUGGGAGGAUGAUUUGAAACCUUUUUUGCACUUCAUUGAGUGCCAUCAGAGAUUCCAUAUCAGUUAAUGAAAUGGCAAAGAUUUGUCAUCUUGUAAGGACAACUCAUCUCCCAUACCCUUCCUGCUUUCCAUCUUUAGUGGAAGAUUCAUUCAUUGCCGGUUGACAACGUCUGAGUGGUCAGCUUGACGGGGAGGAGAAAGUGUGCUUGUAACCAGCUUAAUCAGUCUUUUCCCCUUAUGUCAGGGUUAUGAGUGUGUGAUUUGGUUAACCCUCAUGUUGUCUGUCUUUAUUUUUCUAGGAGGGGUGAAUUUCAUGGGGUGACAUUUGAAGAAAGGGGUGGUUUGGUAAUUAUAUUGGGAGGAAUUUGGGUUUUGAAACAUGUUUGAGAUCAAGCAUUCCAUUGCAUUUAAAUUGACUGAUAAAGUAAACUGGUGGCCAAAUAAACAACAAAAUGGUGAUAAA
This is a messenger RNA of Rhinichthys klamathensis goyatoka, 2930 nucleotides long. RefSeq names its product prolyl 4-hydroxylase, beta polypeptide (gene p4hb). Gene Ontology annotation, biological process: protein folding; response to endoplasmic reticulum stress. NCBI's taxonomy places the organism in Eukaryota, Metazoa, Chordata, Actinopteri, Cypriniformes, Leuciscidae. The coding region runs from base 167 to 1693 and encodes 508 amino acids. The record is from RefSeq and is a predicted model, not a curated record. Gene Ontology annotation, molecular function: protein disulfide isomerase activity. Gene Ontology annotation, cellular component: endoplasmic reticulum. The transcript is spliced from 11 exons.